GGCAGAGGAUCAGUUACCGGAUCGACAGUUUAGGAAAAUAAUAGGAAAAGGAAGAGAAAGAAAGGCAGAGAAAGUAGUAUAUGGGGGGUGGGAAUGCGUUUGUGGAUGGCGUUCGUCGAUUGUUCCAUCGUCGUCCAUCUGCUUCUUCUAGCGCAAAUGCGGGUUCCGCUCUGACCCAUUUUAAAAGGGCCGUUUUUCAUCCUUUCUCCGAUUAUCGUUCCCAAACUCCUGCUGGGGAAGGAGGAGAACAGCUUAGAGUAGAAGAGGACUUUGAUAUUUCUGGUUUGAGUUUGAUCAAGGUCCCCAAGCGGGUGGAUUUUCCACUUUCCUCCAUGGAUCAUCGCCGGAAGAAUAAUCUAGAGAAUGAAUUCUUUACGGAAUAUGGAGAGGCAAGUAGGUAUCAAGUUCAAGAAAUCAUUGGAAAAGGUAGUUAUGGAAUUGUGGGGUCGGCAGUUGAUACUCACACUGGAGAACGGGUUGCCAUCAAGAAGAUCAAUGAUGUGUUUGAACAUGUCUCUGAUGCCACCAGAAUUUUGAGAGAAAUCAAGCUUCUCCGGCUACUACGACACCCGGAUAUUGUAGAGAUAAAACAUAUCAUGCUACCUCCUUCGCGGAGAGAAUUUAGAGAUAUUUUUGUUGUCUUUGAAUUGAUGGAGUCCGACCUUCAUCAGGUAAUAAAGGCCAAUGAUGAUCUCACUGCAGAACAUUAUCAGUUUUUUCUGUAUCAGCUUCUUCGUGGACUGAAGUAUAUUCACGCAGCUAAUGUUUUCCAUCGAGACCUAAAGCCAAAAAAUAUCCUUGCCAAUGCUGACUGCAAGUUAAAGAUUUGUGAUUUUGGACUUGCUCGUGUAUCAUUUAAUGAGGCACCAUCAGCUAUUUUUUGGACUGACUAUGUGGCAACACGAUGGUAUCGUGCCCCUGAACUAUGCGGCUCUUUUUUCUCUAAGUAUACUCCUGCCAUUGAUAUUUGGAGCAUCGGUUGCAUAUUCGCUGAGAUGCUUACCGGAAAACCUUUGUUUCCAGGAAAAAAUGUUGUGCAUCAAUUAGACCUUAUGACAGAUUUGCUUGGAACUCCUCCUCAUGAAACUGUUGCAAGGAUUAGAAAUGAAAAGGCAAGAAGAUACCUCAGUAAUAUGCGCAAGAAACAGCCAAUUCCAUUUGCACAAAAAUUUCCCCAUGCUGAUCCUUUAGCUGUGCGCCUUCUUGAACAGCUUCUUGCAUUUGACCCAAACGAUCGACCAAGUGCUGAAGAGGCACUGUCUGAUCCAUACUUUGAGGGUUUGGCUAAUGUGGAGCGUGAACCGUCUACUCAACCAAUAUCAAAGCUUGAAUUUGAGUUUGAGAGGAGGAAAGUUACAAAAGAUGAUGUCAGGGAGCUCAUUUAUCGGGAGAUUCUAGAAUAUCACCCACAAAUGCUUCAAGAGUAUCUCGAAGGUGGAGAGCAGACUAGUGGCUUUAUGUACCCAAGUGGUGUUGAUCGGUUCAAGCGUCAAUUUGCGCAUCUUGAGGAGCAUUAUGGUAAAGGUGAAAGAAGCACUCCACUUCAAAGGCAGCAUGUCUCCCUCCCAAGAGAGCGCGUGCCAGCACUAAAAGGUGCUCAAGAUAAUUAUAUCGAAAAGCCAACCCUUCAUAGUCCACCUGAUGAAUCGGAGAACACACAAAAUGGAUUAAACAUUAGCACUCGCGAUCUGCUAAAGAGCAAUAGUAUCAGUGCAUCAAAAUGCGUAGAAGUUAAAAGACGAGAUAUGGAGGAAGAGCCAAUUUCCGAGCAAGAACAGGACAUUAAUGACUUGUCUAAAGAAGUGGUGAAUCUCCAUGCCCAACUUCAUCACAGUUCCGAUUAGAAAUAAGCCUUAUAUGCUUCUGCCAUCUUCCCCCUGCAUCAUCAUCAUCAUCAUCAUCAUCAUCAUCGUCAUCAUCGUUAUCAUUAUGAUUACUAUUAAUACUACUACUAUUAUUAUAAUUGUUAUUAUUAUUAUUACUUUGAAUAUUAUUAUUAUUAUGAUUAUUAUUAUUUUUAUUAUUAUCAUCAUCUGCAGCAUUUGGUAGUAGUAUCAAGGAUUUGGUCAGUGGCUAACACUAGGCGGCGACAAAUGCUGCUGCUACUGAUUUCUAUGUAUGGUUGUCAUUCCUUUUUUUUGGUAAAGUUGUCAUUCUUUCUUUGUUAUAAAAACAAAAUUUUUGAUGUGUUGUAUUGAUCUGGUCACAUUGCUUACAUUUAAUUAUGUUUAUGCUACUGGUCAGUAAAAGAUUGUUAGGGUG
Cuscuta campestris is the source of this 2262-nucleotide messenger RNA. The record is from the annotation of a GenBank genome assembly. NCBI's taxonomy places the organism in Eukaryota, Viridiplantae, Streptophyta, Magnoliopsida, Solanales, Convolvulaceae.